This is a messenger RNA of Pyricularia pennisetigena, 1143 nucleotides long. RefSeq lists its product as uncharacterized. Lineage: Eukaryota; Fungi; Ascomycota; Sordariomycetes; Magnaporthales; Pyriculariaceae. The record is from RefSeq and is a predicted model, not a curated record. The coding region runs from base 538 to 1143 and encodes 201 amino acids. The transcript has 3 exons.
AUGGAUCGCGGACAAAACGCGAGUCUGAUGGACCGGCAUCAAGCCGCCAUCACCGACAUCACUAAGCACUUUGGCGAGCUGGUUAUUGGUCUUUCGAGCCCCGUUACUGCCGAGGACGCGGACACUGCUACAUCUGCUCAGCAGGCCAUGCGGACGCAGCUGGAGACGCAAGCACUUAUCACUUCCAUCGAGCACCUCCUCUGGCUCACCCGCCAGAUACGCGAGUUGUGGCUGGUCGGUCCGCUUCUUAAGCCUGGCGAGGGCGAGCGCGCCGCCGACGGCCAGAUCGACGAGCAGGUCGAGUCCAUCGCCAAGACCCUGAACGAGCUGCUUGAGCGGGUGCGCAACGGCCAGGUUGGUCCGCACGGAACCUACGUCGUCAAGGAUCGCGCCGCCCCCGCUGCUGGCGAUGGCGCCACGGCGGACACGUCGUCGUCGGCCCAGCCAGCACCCUCUUCCUCCACUGCUCCCGGCGGCCAGUAGAGCUCGGCCGCUUCGGGUGGAGUGGACGAGGCCGCCUUCGCCGCCAUCAUCGAAAUGUGCGACGGCAACGUCGACCUGUUCUUGCAGCUCGUCCAGGAGCUCGCUCGUCGUCCCGGCCCCGACGCUGACGCCCCGCGCCCCGGCGCUGUCCAGGCCGACGUGGAUGAGAUCAGGAUGAUGGAGGAUGCUUUUGACUUGCUUCCUUCUACCCAGAUGGAGGAUAUCAGUCCGGACGUUGCCGAUGAGGCAUGGAACUUUAUGGAGCAGGAUCGUGAGGCAGACUGGGACCCCAACGCCGCCGAGAAUAGCAGCACCAACAACAAUGCCAACGUCGAACCGUCAUCUGCUCAAAAUGUCGACUCUGCCCACAUCUCUAUCGCGUUUCACAACCAGGCUGGAGGAACCGAACACGGCCCCGCCCAGAGCGUCUUCGGUUCAAUUGACAUGAGUGGCCAAGGCAAUGCGCAGCGUCUCACCGAUCGUUCUUCGGAUAUUCCGAUGCUCGAUGUACCGUCCGACCCGAGUGCCAGGAGACUGGAGUAUCUCUUGAGCCAAGAUCACGGACUAAUCGACGACCUCAUCCCCGUCAUCUGCCCAUCUGGUUCGUCCCGUGAUGCCGAGGCCAUGGGCGGCCACUUGUCCACGAUUGAGGAAGAGUAA